Mytilus trossulus (common blue mussel) is the source of this 1152-nucleotide messenger RNA. RefSeq lists its product as uncharacterized. Gene Ontology annotation, molecular function: protein binding. The transcript has a single exon. Lineage: Eukaryota; Metazoa; Mollusca; Bivalvia; Mytilida; Mytilidae. Bases 1 to 1152 code for a protein of 383 amino acids. The record is from RefSeq and is a predicted model, not a curated record.
AUGGCAAUGUCCCGACCAGAAGAGCAGUGUCCAAUACAGUGCCAGUUGUGUGAAGUGGAUCCUAUGAUAAAAUGGAAGUGUCUCGACUGUGACUUAUUGAUGUGUAGUAAAUGUAAAGAUCAAAUACAUUCUAAAUUCAAGUCAGAGAAGGAACAUAAAAUCAUUGACAUAAAGGACGUGGGCCGCCAAGAUAAGACAGUGGACCAAAAGAGCAAGGAAAUGGACCAAGAAGACCAGAAAUUGGUGUCAAUCUCUGGUCUCCAAACAGCGGGAGUAAGUAGUGCUCUAACUAACGAUAAACUAAUAAUAAAUGUUAAGGAAUACCAAACCGAAAUGCUAAACAUCCAUUUUCUAGCAGUAACAUUCGAUGGUUCAUUAUGGAUUGGUGAUGGAGCCAAGAGAGAUUUACAUUAUAUUUGUACAUCACUACAGAAUGUCCAACUACUAAGGGAUAAAGUGAAGGUCAUAUCAAGAUUCAAUAUGGUGAUAUUACGUAUAGCUGUUACUCCUACCAAUGAUAUUCUUAUGGCUACAGGGACACCAAGGUUGAUGCAGAUCAAGGCUGGAGCAAAUAGAGUAGAAGAGUCUAUAUACUAUGAGGAUAUGUCGCGAGACAUCUGGAGCGUCCAUGUUUCAAAAGAUGGCAGAGUUAUAAUAGGUGGAGGCAAAUUUGUUGUUGUUAUGGAUACAAAUGGUAGUUAUCUAACACGGUAUGAAAAUGAUAAAAACAAAAAAACUUUAUUUAAGGGAAAACUAGUAUGUUCCAUAACCAGUACGUGUAAUGGAAAUAUUUUCAUCGUAGAGUAUUUUAAUAAAGGAGUUAUUAUGUUAGGUAAAGACGAUGUCAUUAAUAUCUACAAAGGAAAUCCGGUCUACAAUUAUUAUACCGGCAGUUUUAAUCCAAUUUCCGUAGUAACUACACCAAUGGACAAUGUUCUUGUUGCUGACAACGGCAACCAUACACUACAUAUACUGGAUAACAAUUGUCGACUUCUGACCGUCUGCAAUAUUGGUGAUAUUGGAAUAAAACGCCCCGCCUCACUAGCUAUCAUUAUGGAAGAGCCCUUUCCAGUACUUUACAUAGGAUGUGAUGUAUAUGAUUCAAAUUCUAAGAAGGGAAAACUGUAUAAAAUGAACAUUCUGGAAUGUUAA